AUGUCUGAAGAAGUUGAAAUGAAUGUUGAAAAUGAGGAAGAUGUUGACGUUAAAGUUGAUUGCUCUUAUGUCUUUAAUUCUUCUCAGUUGUUUGGUAGCCGUGAUGAAGUUUUACAAUGGGCUCGAUCAUUGGGCCAUGACAUUGGAUUUGUUGCCAUUAUAAUGAGGUCAGACACCAAUAUUGGUGUUCGAGGAAGAACCUCAUUUCUGUUGAUAGCUUGUGAAAGGAGUGGGGAGUAUAUGCCUAAGAAACAUAAUUUGGUAAGAACAUGCACUCGCAGUAGAAAAUGUUCGUUUAAGUUGCGUGCGAAGCCAGUUUCGAGAGGAGACAGAUGGAUGGUGAAGUUAAUUUUUGGGGUUCACAAUCACGAAAUGGCAAAGUCAUUCGUUGGGCAUCCAUAUACGGGUCGACUGACAAAGGAUGAGAAGAUUGUUGUUGCUGAUAUGACGAAGUCUAUGGUGAAGCCAAGAAAUAUUUUGUUGACAUUUAAGGAGCACAAUGACAACAGUUAUACAACAAUCAAACAAAUUUACAAUGCGAGACAUGCUUACCAUUCUUCCAUAAGAAGGAGUAACACUGAAAUGCAACAACUGAUGAUGUUGCUUGAUCGAGAUCAAUAUAUUCAGUGGCAUAGGCUGAAGGAUGAUAAAGUUGUACGUGACUUAUUCUGGAGUCAUCCUGAUGCAGGUCUUUUCAUGAGAGUUGAUGCACUCCCCAGGGUUAUUCUCACUGACAGGGAUUUGUCUUUGAUGAAUGCAUUGAAAACUGUAUUCCCAGAUGCUACGAACUUGCUGUGUCGGUUCCACAUUGACAAGAAUAUGAAGACAAAGUGCAAAACCCUGAUUGCUCAAAAGAAUGCAUGGGAUUAUGUGAUGGAGGCUUGGGAGAGUUUGGUUGAUUAUCCCAAUGAGAGUUCUUUUGAUGAGUACCUUAAAAACUUUGAAAUGGCUUGCUCUUCGCGGCCUAUGGUUGAGAGUGUUCAUUGGUCACUAAAGAGACUUCUACAAAACUCUGUUGGUGACAUAUGCAGUGUUUGGGAAGCAAUGAAUAAUAUGAUGACACUUCAACACACCCAGAUUAAAGCAUCUUUUGAGACAAGCACACACGUGGUUGGGCAUGUGUUUAAAGCAAAAACCCUUCACGAUGUGGAUGUGUCAUGA
Messenger RNA from Glycine soja, 1161 nucleotides. RefSeq lists its product as uncharacterized. The record is from RefSeq and is a predicted model, not a curated record. The transcript has 5 exons. Gene Ontology annotation, molecular function: malonate-semialdehyde dehydrogenase (acetylating, [NAD(P)+]) activity; methylmalonate-semialdehyde dehydrogenase (acylating, NAD+) activity; DNA-binding transcription factor activity, RNA polymerase II-specific. Gene Ontology annotation, cellular component: mitochondrion. Gene Ontology annotation, biological process: thymine catabolic process; L-valine catabolic process. Bases 1 to 1161 code for a protein of 386 amino acids. Lineage: Eukaryota; Viridiplantae; Streptophyta; Magnoliopsida; Fabales; Fabaceae.